AUGGCAUCGAGCAAAGGAAAGGGUGUACUGAACCAAGAUGACAACGAUGAAACUAUCGUACUACUAGAUCAGGCUGAUGACAAUCUCAUCAAAGAUAAUAGCUUGUCUCUUAUAGGCAAGAUCUUAAACCCAAAAAAGCAGAAUGUGGAACACCUUAUUGUUGCAAUGCCGAAACAGUGGGGAAUGUCAGAUAAGAUUUCCGCUUGUGAUCUAGGCAAUGCCGGUGAUCGACGAGAAUUAUCCAUCAAUGAUCCGGUUUUGAUCCAAUUACAAGGAAUCCCUCUACACCUCUGCGUGAAACAGAAUCUUGAAGCUAUUGGUAAUAGACUGGGGAAGUUGGAGUCUAUAGAUACUGUAGAUGGGAGGAUUAAGGUCGCAAUGGACUCGACUAACCCCUUGAAGUUUACAAGGAAGUUACAGACAAGGAAAAUGGAGGAUAUUACGAUCAAACUUUUCUAUGAAAAGCUUUUCAAACACUGCUCAGCAUGUGGCCUUUUGAUACAUGAAAAUCACGACUGCUUACCAAAACAACACGUUCUGAAUCAGAUGGUUCCCCGUGAUAAUGUGUUUGAUAGAGUUUGUCAUGUCCCCGUUCUUGGAACUUGA
Molecule: messenger RNA, 606 nt
Organism: Brassica napus (rape)
Lineage: Eukaryota; Viridiplantae; Streptophyta; Magnoliopsida; Brassicales; Brassicaceae
Exons: 2
Coding region: 1-606 (201 amino acids)
Source: RefSeq, a predicted model, not a curated record